AUGGGAGAUUCAGAUCUGAUUAUCCGACGAGCUCAGAGAGAAUGGGAGACCCGAGAUGUCAAGCUAAUUCCUUGUAGGCAACAUGUGGAGGAUCUUAGCAGGUGGUUUAAGUCAGUAGAGUUCAGGUACAUCCCUCGUUGUCACAAUGAGCUAGCUGAUGCACUUGCUACUUUAGCCUCGAUGCUACCAUACCCGAGCAAUGCCCGUAUUGAUCCCUUGGAAAUCCAAAUCCGGGAAAGGCAUGGUUACUGUAAUACGGGUAAGGCAGAACCAAAUAUUCAGCCAUGGUAUGAUGACAUCAAAAGGUUUCUAAAAACUAAAGAAUACCCUGAGUAG
Nicotiana tabacum (common tobacco) is the source of this 336-nucleotide messenger RNA. The record is from RefSeq and is a predicted model, not a curated record. Lineage: Eukaryota; Viridiplantae; Streptophyta; Magnoliopsida; Solanales; Solanaceae.